This is a messenger RNA of Brugia pahangi, 585 nucleotides long. The record is from the annotation of a GenBank genome assembly. Lineage: Eukaryota; Metazoa; Nematoda; Chromadorea; Rhabditida; Onchocercidae.
AUGAUGAUCAGCUUUAAUCUUUUCGCGACCUUUUAUCUUUCAGUCAUUUUAUCAGCAAUUCAUGGAUAUGUGUUCCCUUGUCUGGAUGAGUGUCAAUGUGAUACAGAUGACGAAGUAAUCUAUUGCCAUAAUGGCCGCCGAACUACACUUGAACUGCCAGACAUUCGUUUGAGAGGAUUUAUUGUGAUAGGACUGACAAAUAAUGCAAUCGAAAAGCUUCCUGACGAAAAAUCCAUUUUGGAAUUAUUCCCGGACUUAAUGGCCAUUGACGUGGAAGGUAAUGCACAAUUCGAUUGUGAGUCGCUGAAGGCAUAUAAAAAAAUUAAGGUAUAUAGUGACUGUAAAGGGACCGAAUUGAUGAUAACGAGAGACCAAAAAUUACUGGAUAUUGAGAAUUCGACUGACAUAUGUGACUUCCAAUGCCAGGUGAACAAACACUACAAAAUCCUAUACAACUAUGUGGUGAAAUUAUGGAAGAUGCUAAAGAUGAAAUAUGAUGACAUUGACAGAGAGAAGAUUAUAAAGGAUGUGAAAGAUUUCUUCGUUAAUAUUGCGAAGAAAAUUGAAGAAUUACACACGAAAUGA